Vombatus ursinus (common wombat) is the source of this 3503-nucleotide messenger RNA. RefSeq names its product forkhead box M1 (gene FOXM1). The record is from RefSeq and is a predicted model, not a curated record. Gene Ontology annotation, biological process: regulation of DNA-templated transcription; G2/M transition of mitotic cell cycle. The transcript is spliced from 9 exons. The coding region runs from base 122 to 2428 and encodes 768 amino acids. NCBI's taxonomy places the organism in Eukaryota, Metazoa, Chordata, Mammalia, Diprotodontia, Vombatidae. Gene Ontology annotation, molecular function: sequence-specific DNA binding; DNA-binding transcription factor activity.
GCGGGCUGAGGCUAAGGGGAGGCCCGGCCUUGGGAGGCCUGCCCUGGGGCAGUGGUGGAGGCAGCUGCCGCGGUGCUGAGGUUCUAUUCUUGUUUUCAAUGGAGAGCAAUUGCACAGAUUCAUGAUGAAAACUAGCCCCCAUCGGCCCCUGAUUCUCAAGAGACGGAAAGUCCCCCUUCCUAUCCGUGAUGCCCCAAGUGAAGGAGCAAAGGAAGAGCCCAAAGGGACUCCUGCUCAACAGGAGUCUGGCCAAACACAGCUGUCCAAGGAGGUGGCAGGACCUGAUCUUCAGAAGUUUCCAACAGGCAUCAAGAUCAUCAACCAUCCCACCAUGCCAAACACCCAAGUGGUAGCAGUUCCCACCAACACAGAUAUCCAGAGCAUCAUUGCAGCUCUGACUGCCAAAGGGAAAGAGAGUGGUAGCAAUGGGCCCAACAAAUUCAUCCUUAUUAGCAGUGGACGGGCCCCUGCCCAUCCUCCUGGAUCCCAGCCCCCAAACCAAGGAGAUGAAGUGGGCAAGAGGGCAGAAGUGGCAGCUGAGAGCAUGGGACCAAAACCUGUGACUAGAGAUGUGACCCUACCCAGACCACUAGGAGCCCAUUCCAGUCGGGGAUGGGAGCUGGAGGGCUGUGCUGGAAGUGAGGCAGCAGGCUGUCUUCUGGAUGAUAGCCUGACCAAUAUUCAGUGGUUAGGAAAGAUGAGUUCUGAUGGGGGUUCCUGCAGCAUCAAGCAAGAGAUAGAGGAGAAGGAGAAUCAAUGUCUGGAGCAAAGUCAAGUCAAGGUGGAAGAACCCCCAGCUGCAUCAACCUCCUGGCAGGAUUCUGUAGCAGAAAGACCACCUUACUCCUACAUGGCCAUGAUCCAGUUUGCCAUCAACAGCACUGAGCGGAAACGUAUGACCUUGAAAGACAUCUAUACCUGGAUUGAGGAUCACUUUCCCUACUUUAAGCACAUCGCCAAACCGGGCUGGAAGAAUUCUAUCCGCCACAAUCUUUCUCUACAUGACAUGUUUGUUCGGGAGACAUCUGCCAAUGGCAAGGUUUCCUUUUGGACCAUCCACCCUGAUGCCAAUCGGUAUUUGACACUGGACCAGGUGUUUAAGCCACUGGACCCAGGGUCUCCACCAUCGUCUGAGCACUUGGAAUCACAGCAACAGAAACGGCCCAUCCCUGAUCUCCGAAGAAACCUGGGCAUCAAAGCUGAGCUCCCCUUGAGUGCACGACGGAAGAUGAAGCCACUACUCCCAAGGGUCAACUCAUAUCUAGUACCAAUCCAGUUCCCAGUGAACCAAUCCCUGGUGCUGCAGCCUUCAGUGAAGGUGCCAUUACCGCUGGCUGCCUCUCUCAUGAGUUCAGAGCUUGUCCGUCAUAGUAAGCGAGUUCGCAUUGCCCCCAAGGUGCUGCUAGCUGAUGAGGGACUAUCUCCCUUUUCCACUUCUGGAUCAUUGAAAGAGGAACGAGCCCUACCUGGGGAAGGGCUAUCUCCUUUGUUUCGGGCUCAGUCUGUCAAAGAAGAUCUCCAGCCCAUGGAAGAACUAUCCCAGUUCACAAGACCCAUCAAAGUGGAGAGCCCACCACUGGAAGAGUGGCCCUCACCCUUUCCGGUGGUCAAGGAAGAAGUAUCACACCCUUGGCAGGACCCUUCCCUUUUCUCUGCCUCCAGACCCAAGAAGAUUUUCACAGGGCUCAAGUCCCCACCACAGGGUGUCUCUGACAUGCUUGUGAUUAAGCGGAGAGAAAGGAGGGAGAUGAGCCGAUCCAGAAGGAAACAGCACCUUAUCCCACCUUGCUUGGAAGAGCCAGAACUAUUGUUCCCAGAGAUCCCUGGACCCUCCAGACAAAACACAGAUCUCCCCUUCCUCCCAGAGGCAUCGGAGUCUACCUCCCAACUGAGCCACUCUCAGGAUGAAGGAGGUCCCUUUAAAACACCAGUCAAGGAUAUGUUAUGCAAGCUACCCAUUUCCUCCACUCCCAGCAAAGCUGUUCUCCCUAUGACCCCAGACCCUUGGAGGCUUACACCCCCAAACAAGGAGACAGGGCUCGAUUUCAGCCCAGUGCGUACUCCCCAGGGAUCUUUUACCCUGCUGCCAGAUUCCAUGGGGCUGCUGGAUCUCAGCACCACCCCACUGAAGAAUGUUCCUCUCUUUGAGUCACCCCAGGAGCUUCUUAAUCCAGAGUCACUUGACCUGGUUUCUGACCCUUUUAACAGCUCUCCCACCUCAGAUCCUGAAGCCCCCAAGCCUGGCUCCCCUGAGAUGCAUGUCUCCAACCUUUCUGCCAACCGUUCACUGACUGAAGGCCUCGUUCUGGACACAAUGAAUGACAGCCUCAGCAAGAUCCUGUUGGACAUCAGUUUUCCUGGCUUGGAGGAGGAUCCCCUGGGCCCUGACAAUAUUAGCUGGUCUCAGUUUAUCCCUGAGUUGCGGUAGAGCACAGCGUACCCCACUAAGUCCACUAGUUCAGGUUUGACAAGUAGCUGGGUGGUCCAACGGUUAGACCAGUUCACACACUGUGUGAAGGCAGCAGGCCUGCCAAUAGCCGGUGAACCUGUCUACUUCUCUUAGCUCUGUUUCUCCCAAUUAGUUCAAGGUAGGCAGUCACGUUCUAGCUGUCUCCUGAUCUUGCUGACUACAAGCUGGUCUCCUGAUGGCUGGUCAUUGCCUAUCCUGGAGCUUCCCCCAAGAAAACCUGUCUUCUUUACCUCCAUCACCAGCCUGACCUCCUCAUCAGGGCACUAAUGGUGGGAACAGCAGCACAAAAGCUAAAAACCAGAGGAGGAGCUCCCAGCCUUAUUUACGUCUACAAGCUUCUUCAUCUUUCCCUACUCUCCUCUCAGUGACCCCUUGGGGCCAGGUGGUCAUUGUAAAUAGAGUAUAUUCUCCAAAUUAUCCUCUAAUUAUUAACAUAACUUUAUUUCCUUAGAUCAGUACUGUGGGGGUUGCCAAUGGGCGGGUUGGGGGACUCAGGUUUUUUUGUUUGUUUCCAUGGCUUGCUUUUGGUCUUCUCUGGGAGAUAAGGGCUUCAGGUUCAUGGCUCGAGGGUUUUUCUGGAUGAAGAAUGCACUUCUCAAGGUUUCUUAACCCACCAUGCAUUCAGAAUAGGAGAUCUGUUUUCCCUGCACUGGACUCCUACAAUAACUUUCCUGUUGAGGAUUGGAGGGAGAGCCACAACACUGCUGCAGAUUCUCAUUGUAAUGGGGUCAGUUCCCCAAAGCUGAAUGGGGGGAGACGGCAGGCUACUAGAGUAUUUCUUUUAAGAUUCCAGAUUUUGUUGGGCAACCCUGAGAAGGGAGCGUUUGGCCAGAGGAUGGGUGGGAUGGGGGGUGAUCGUAAGGUCACCCUUAUUUAUACUGGAUCCCCUCCAUUUGCAUUUCAGCUUUUAUAACCAACCCACCCCAUAAGCCAAAGUUUCAUCAUUUAUAUUAGGCCAGAGUCUUAGGCACACACAUUUGUAACUACCUACUCAAUAAAGGCUAGGGUAGAGAUGUUGGGUUUUGUGAAUGAA